Molecule: messenger RNA, 5196 nt
Organism: Papaver somniferum (opium poppy)
Lineage: Eukaryota; Viridiplantae; Streptophyta; Magnoliopsida; Ranunculales; Papaveraceae
Product: protein SCAR2-like
Exons: 9
Coding region: 237-4880 (1547 amino acids)
Biological process (GO): actin cytoskeleton organization; positive regulation of Arp2/3 complex-mediated actin nucleation
Cellular component (GO): cytoskeleton
Molecular function (GO): actin binding; protein kinase A regulatory subunit binding; Arp2/3 complex binding
Source: RefSeq, a predicted model, not a curated record
CAUAAAAAACGGAGCUAAUGUGCGCUGGAAUUCACAGAGGCGUAUUUUAAUACUAAAUAAAUGAAUAUUUCAUCAGUUUUUUUUUAUUUUAUUUUUAAUUAAUGGCUCUCUAUUCAAUAUCCAGUUCUUCUUCUUACUUUUACAGAUUUUAAUGGCAAUGUCAUGUGGGAAUGUUUAGCAGAAGAAGAAACUAUACAGAAUAAUAAACUGUUCUAGGUUUGGUGAAAGAAAGGAAAAUGCCUCUAGCAAGGUAUUUGUUGAGGAAUGAGUUUUGUUUGUCGGAUCCAGAGUUAUACAAAGCAGCAGAUAAAAAUGAUCCUGAAGCUCUUCUUGAAGGUGUUGCCAUGGCUGGACUUGUUGGAGUCUUGCGUCAGUUGGGUGACCUUGCUGAGUUUGCUGCAGGGAUAUUCAGUGACUUGCAUGAAGAAGUGAUGGCAACUGCUUCUAGGGGACAUAGGCUGAAGGUUCGUGUUCAACAACUUGAGGCAGAAUUUCCAUCAGUCGAGAAGGCAUUUCUUUCUCAAACUAAUCAUUCGCUAUUACUUUAUAAUGAAGGUAUUGACUGGCAUCCUAAUCUCCAAAUGAGCCAGAAUCUGAUCACAUCUGGAGAUUUACCUCACUCUGUUAUGGAUUCUUAUGAAGAAUGCCGUGGUCCACCUCGAUUAUUUCUGUUAGACAAGUUUGAUAAUGCUGGUCUUGGGGCUUGUUUAAAGCGAUACUCUGAUCCAUCGUUCUUUAAAGCGGAGGUAAGUUCCUUCGAAUCAAAGAAAGCGGAUACUCGAAAGGAAAAGAAAGCUCGCAAAAUCAGGAGAAAAGGUUCACAGUGGAGAAUUAGAGAAACAGCAGAAGGAUCUGCAAGAUCCCAUGCCAAGUUGCAUCAGUUGUUCUCUAAGGAACGCCAGCAGACUGAUACUAAUCUUCCAACGAACCGUGUAAAGCUGAAGAAGCGGCAAUUCAAUAGACUUCUUUUCGAUUCUAUAAGCGGAAAAAGCUAUAUGGAAAGAUUUCUUGAAUCUCGUUUACCUGAACGCUUGAAAUCCAGUAACUUUAGUGAAUUAAGUUAUGAAGGGCUUGAGCUCAGUACUCAGGACUCUGCCAACCAAUUGGUUAUAAGAGAUAGAGAUCUUGUUUCAUCUCCUACUAGCCACGAAAAAAUACUAGAAAUGUGCAUGGACGAACUAGAUGAGGAUGUCAUUGAAGAAGAAUUGAAAAAGUUGUCUUCACCCACGCCCAACUUUAACAAGCUGGUUGAUAGGAAGGUAGACGUGAUGGUUUCUAAGGAAAACAAAGGUGAAGGGAAAAUCGAUGGGUAUCGAUCUGAUGAUCUUACCAGUGAGGUUGACAAUUAUGUGGAUGCUCUUACCACCAUGGAAUCAGAAAUGGAAACUGACACUGAAUGUAGAACAAUGAAUGAGCAAGGCUUUUUCCACACUGAGAGAAUGCGAAUGGGUUCGAACAAAAGUGAAGACCUACAGGAGGUCCAAGGUGGGUUUUCAGAUUCUCAGUCAGUUGAAAAUUCAAGUGUGUCUGAUGAUGGAACUAAUUCAUUCAGAAAAGGAAGAUCUAGUUUUUCGUAUUCCGAUACCCCGAGCAGUUCAGCUGGGCAUGUGCUGUCAGAUGGUGAUGUAGCGGCUAAACCAGACCCAUCUACUGAAACCGUCCGUAGGGAAGUUGUUGAUUUAUCUUCUGCAAAGUUCUGUGAAAAUGGGGAUACUUUAGGAACUGGACCUUCAGAGCAUCGAGUCUCAUUUGGCGCCUCUAGUGAAGCAUCUGGAUUUCCAAGUUACAUAUCUGGACGCGGAGAACUAUCCCGUGAAUCUUCACUCACGAAUUCAAGUUUUACCGUCUCCCAAAUUAGUUCAAAAGAAAGUGAGAGCAAAUGUAAAGCCGUGAGAUCUGACUAUGUGGAAUCUCCUUCAAGCUAUCAGAAAGAUUGUAAAUUAUCCACAACUUCCAAUGGAGAUAACAACUUCAGUCGAAAUGUAUCACAUCAGGUAGAUUUCUCAUAUUUUCCGUCCCAUAUGGUAGAUGAUGCGCUCCCUGUGACAUCUGGUGAAGCUCUACCAGAUGUGUAUCUGGAUGGAGGGAUCCAUGAUGAAAGUUCGGGUUAUUUGCUGCAAUCGGUUAAUGUUUCGAACCUGACUCCUGGAAAGAGAGACAGUGAUGACACUCUUAAAGAGAUUCGGGGUGAAGAAUAUUCUGAUGAUAGCAGUUCGUUGGGAAAUGUGUCUCAUUUUGUUAGUUUGCCUACAGAAGAAUCACACAAUAAUCUGACAAGAAAAGACCUGGAAACUGGCUCUCCGAUCGCACCUCCACCUGAUUCACUCUAUGGUAGUUAUCUAAACAAAUUGGAACCUGCUGAUUUUCUAGAAUUAAACUUUCCAGAUGUGUCGAAUAAGGUCCCAGCAUCAAAAAUGGUUGGCACCACAACUUCAGAAAUUGAAAGAUCGUUCAACAGCAUGAAGGUGUCAUCUGAGUGUACACUGUGUCCACCCCCGAAUCAGGCAUCAGAAACCGAAGUUCAUUUGCAGCUAGCUGAUUCAGAAAGUGAAUUGUCAUGUGAAGCUUAUGAUACUCAAAAUGUUGUAGGUUAUGAUAAGGUCGCGUUAUCGUCUGAGAAUCACACAAAUUUACAAGAGGGAUGCCGUUCUCAGAUUGAGGAUCUAUUCCCUGACAAAUGUGUUGCUCGUAACGAGGAUUCUGGUCAAUUUAAAGUGGAGAUGCCUAACCCUUUUAGUUCAGAGGAUAUUACUGGGUCAGAUGCACAGAAAGAAGCUGUAAUUCCGGAUCCAGUUUCCCCUUCAGAACUCAAAUUUAUGAUCUCAGAUCCAGAGUUCUAUGACCCCUGUGCUUCCAAGUUACUCGGUUCUGUGGUGCUUCUCAAGGACCAGUCUGAUUUACAUCCCAGUGAUGAUAUUGGGGUUGCAACAUCACUAAGGCGAUGGGACCAAGAGUCGGAACUAAUAAAAUCACAGAAUACUGAUCUUACAGGGAGUGCAAACGAUGCAUCAUUUCCAUCUACCAUCCAUAAACUGUUAGAUUUAUCAUUGCCUAACCCUGAUGUUCCCGAAGUUAAUGUGACUGAGAUACCACCGCUUCCGCCUCUUCCUCCUAUACAGUGGAGAACUGGAAAGCUGCAACACCCGCCUGUUCCUUUGGAGAGAGAAACGGUUCAGUGUAGUCUAAACCCAUUCUCACCAACCACACUCUCUGAGAAAGCUCAGUGGUGUUUGCCAGAACUAGAUUUCGAACUGGAGCAGUCUUUAAACCCAUUCUUACCCAUGAGCAAUGAGAAGCUGUUAGAUGUUUCCCUAAGGGACAAAGAUAUGGGGACUGCCAGUCUGAAUCCAUUUUCACCACCAGUAUUGACAGAUGGGGAUGACAAUAUUAGCCAGGAGUUCCUUAAGCUAGAGAGAGUAGCACAACCUCUGAAUCCCUUUUUAUCCUCAGGCACAGAGUCGCAGAAUUUUUCAUAUUGUUCCCUUCAUUUAGGUGUGCAUUCUGACUCUAUCGAGUUCUCUCAGAUACCUAGUAGGGAAAAUUUGACGGCUCCACAUAUUUCAUUAUAUUGUGAAGAUCAGCAGAAUUUGAAAUCGUUAGCAGCAGUACAGGAUAGAGAAGAGGAGAUGUCCGAAGAUACUCACGGAUUAGCUCCUUCUCCAGGCAAUGCGGAUGCUGAUUGCAUUGAAUCUUCUCCGGCACCAAGUAAUGAAGUUGAGAAUGUUCAACCUUCUUCUCUUAGUGUAGAUGAUGAAGCGGAGCAGAGAUUGAACUCACAAUCACCAGUGCAGAAUAGAGAAGAAGAGACAUCUCAAGAUAAUUACCGAUUCGCUCCUUCUCCAAGUAUCGCAGAUGCUGAUUGCAUUGAACUUUCUCCGACACCAAGUAAUGAAGUUGAGAAUGCUGAACCUUCUUUCCUAAGUGCAGAUGUGGAUCAGACAUUCAACUCACAACCACUACUACCAGAUAGAGAACAAGAUGUAUCUCAAAAUACUCGUGAUUUCGCUUCUUCGCCAAGUAAUUCCGAUGUAAAAGCUGAUUCAAUCGAGGUUUCUCAGAUACCAUGUAAUGACGUUGUUAAUGCUCAGCCUUCUUUCCUAAACUCUAGCAGUGCAGUGGAGCAUAAUUCUAACCCAUUAUUACCAUCAUCAAUUCAAGAUAGGGAAGAAGAAAAAUAUCAAGAUACUCACGGAUAUGCUCCUUCACCAAAUAAUGCAGUUGUGAGUGGUGAAAAUUCUUCGUUGAAUAUAGAGGAUGAACUGAUCUCACCGUCGGCAAUACAAGAUACAAAAGACACGAGGCCUUGUGCUGCCUUGACUUCAGAGGAAGAAAAGCUGCAGCCACUAUGUUUGUUCAAACCAUGUUCAGCGGUGGAGGAUGAGAAACCAGCAUCAUCUGGGGAGGAUGAGGAACUACCAUCAAUGAUGGAGGAUGAGAAACAAACAUGGGUUGUACAAAACGAGAAAUCUCAACAUGCUUCCUUUUCACUGGAAAGAGAAAUGAUAUGGCACCCGGAUUUCUCCUCUAUGAUGCCACCAACGGAAGAGGAGAAGCCCAUUGGAAUUCGCAAGGCAUGGCUUCACCGUCCACGAGAUCCUCUCAUUCAGGCUGUUGCUUCUCAUGACAAAAGCACGUUGAGAAAGGUUUCGGAACGAGUUCAGCCUCAAACUGAGACAAAAGCAGAUGAAAGGGAUUCAUUACUAGAACAGAUACGAGCACAGUCCUUCAGUCUGAAACCAACAGUUUUAACGAGACCCAACAUUCAGGCUCCUAAAAGCAACUUAAGAGUUUCUGCCAUUUUGGAAAAAGCAAAUGCAAUUCGCCAGGCCUUGGCUGGGAGCGACGAGGAUGAUGACUCGGAAAGUUGGAGUGAUUCUUGAGAACCAGUUGGCUCUCUAGCUCUCUAUUGAUAGCAUGCUGUGGGCUCUCUCAAAUGAGGUUUGAUCCAGGUGACUUUGGAAUGUGUCUUAAACCAACCCCCACAUUCAUUUUCCUCCUGUUCCAUAUUCUUGUAAUAUAACCGUUUAGUUUUUUUUUUUUUGCAAAUUUGUAAUCAGUAGUUGAAUAGUUGUAGUUUACCCACUACAAUAGUGUGGGAUCGAAAAUAGUGUAUCAUGCGGACCAAACCGCCAGGAUUAGCGUGUAAACUGUGAACCAGUUUUUGCAUAUAUAUAAUCUUCUUAUUACUUUUGUCCC